AUUCUCCAUUGACUUGACUAGUUGACUUUGAUGUAACAGAUGUAUCGAUCCCCUUGGACGAAAUGAAUACGUAGCUAUACCUUGUAUUUAAAUUCAGAAGGCAGGCGAAUAGGAGAGGUAACAUAUUAUACAAAAUAGGCUUAAACAUGACAUCCUCAUCCUCUGUUAUAACUGCUUCCGUUGUGGCAACAGUUUUAUGGGUUAUUGUUCUUACAGUAGCCUCGAUAAUGUUAGUAGCAGCAAAGUCGCAAGAUUCAGAAGCUCAGGCAUUGUUGGAGAGUGGGUGGUGGGAUGACUAUGUCAACAACAGUGCAAAUCAUUGUAGCUGGCCUGGUGUAAAAUGCAACCACGAUGGAAGUGUCAUCGAGAUUAGCCCUCCAGGUUAUUAUUAUUAUGAGGGAGAAAUGUUUAUAAAGAUGAACUUUUCUGCCUUCCCCAAUCUUCUUCAGCUUGAUCUUAAUAGCAAAGGUUUUAGAGGAAACAUCCCUCCUGGUUUGGGUCAUCUGACCAAACUUAGAAAACUGUCUCUUGGGGACAACCAACUCAAUGGAUCCAUUCCACCAGAAAUUGGGAAGCUACAUAAUUUGGUUAUUUUGAAUCUUUCUGACAACCGUCUUUCAGGUGAAGUUCCUUCCACUUUAGGCCGAUUAGCCAAUUUGUUUACUAUUAAACCAUCCUCCAUCAUGCUUUCAGGUCCAACUGACCAAUCUGACAUAUCUGUCACAGGUUCCCUCCCACAAGAAUUUGGAGACAUGAAGAAUCUUAGCUUUCUACGCAUAGAUGGAAAUCAAAUCAGUGGUUCUAUCCCCUCAAAAAUAGGAAACAUGAAGAGUCUCAUCCACCUAAAUAUGGAGAAAAACCUAAUUCUUGAUCCCCUACCUCCAACUUUGGGUCUUUUACAUAGGUUGAAGCACUUAAAUAUGAGGGAAAAUCAAAUCGAUGGUUCCAUCCCCUUGGAAAUAGGAAAUUUGAAGAAUCUAGCUUACCUGGAUCUUGGUUCGAAUUAUUUAGAAGGUUCAAUACCAGGAGAAAUUGGGAAAGCAAAAUCCUUGAAAUUCUUGAACUUUGGGCAGAACAGAUUGAGUGGUCUCAUCCCUUUCCAAAUUGGUCACCUUUCUAUGCUCUCGGAGUUCCAUGUUGACUGCAACUUCAUCAAUGGAGGGAUACCCUUCCAACUUGGGAAUUUAAAGAAUUUACAGACCUUGAAUCUCAGCCACAAUAGUCUUACAGAAGGUUCAAUACCAGGAGAAAUUGGGAAAGCAAAAUCCUUGAAAUUCUUGAACUUUGGGCAGAACAGAUUGAGUGGUCUCAUCCCCUUCCAAAUUGGUCACCUUUCUAUGCUCUCGGAGUUCCAUGUUGACUGCAACUUCAUCAAUGGAGGGAUACCCUUCCAACUUGGGAAUUUAAAGAAUUUACAAACCUUGAAUCUCAGCCACAAUAGUCUUACAGGUAGUAUCCCAGGAGAUAUUGGGAAAGCAAAAUCCUUGAAAUUCUUGAACCUUGAGCAAACUAGAUUGAAUGGACCUAUCCCUAUUCAGCUUGGGUAUUGCUCAAAUUUAAAGGAAUUGUCAUUGAGCAACAACAUUUUAAGUGGAAGCAUUCCCCUUGAAUUAGGCAGUCUCAUUAUGCUUUCAAGAAUUGAUAUUGGCUACAACUCCAUUAGUGGAAAUAUACCUUCGCAACUAGGAAAUUUACUAAACUUGAAGGUCUUGGAUCUCAGCCACAAUCAUCUUACAGGUUUGAUCCCUUCUCCUUUGCUUGAUUCGUCCAAUCUGAACUACUUGUAUCUUGAUUCAAAUCUUUUAGAAGGUCAUAUACCUAGCCAAUUUGCGGAUCCAUGUUCUUUGCAUUAUUUAUACCUCUCCCAAAAUAGAUUGAGUGGACCCAUUUCAACUCAACUUGGAAAUUGCUGGCAUUUAAUGGAGUUGUCAUUGAGCAACAACUCCUUAAGUGGGAGCAUUCCCAUUCAAAUAGGCAAUCUCUAUCUUCUCUCACUAAUUGAUAUUAGUCACAAUUUCAUCAGUGGAGAGAUACCUCGUCAACUUGGGAAUUUAAUAUUUUUGGAGGCCCUAGAUCUCAGUUACAAUAACCUCUCAGGCCAAAUCCCAAUUGAAUUACUUCAUUUUCCAAAAAGGUCUUUCAUAGGAAAUAAGGGAUUAUAUGAUCACCAUCUUAGGAACAGAGGGUUGAGGCGUGUUAAAAUUAUUCUUCCCACCACCAUUUCUGUUUUCUUGGUACUUUUGGCUUUGUUGUUGCUUUCUAGAAGAAUACAUAGGGCUAAAAGUAGGGAAGCAUAUGCCAGUCCAACAAAAAAUGGGGACAUAUUCUCAAUAUGGAACUUUGAUGGAAGGAUUGCAUACGAAGAUGUCAUUGAAGCAACUGAGGAUUUUGACAUCAAAUAUUGCAUUGGCACUGGUGGGUAUGGUAGUAUUUAUAGAGCACGAUUGCCAAGUGGCCAAGUAGUUGCUUUAAAGAAACUACAUCGAAGGGAAGCAGAGGAGCAAGCCUUUGAUAAGAGUUUUAGAAAUGAGGUUAAAAUGUUGACAGAAAUACGACAUAGAAACAUUGUGAAGCUUCAUGGAUUUUGCCUGCAUAGGAGAUGCAUGUUUUUGAUCUAUGAAUACAUGGAAAGAGGAAGCUUGUUUUGUGUGCUUAGAAAUGAUGAUGAAGCUGUGGAUCUGGAUUGGAACCUAAGAGUGAAUGUCAUAAAAAACAUAGCACAUGCUUUGUCUUACCUUCACCAUGAUUGCAUCCCACCCAUCAUUCAUCGAGACAUAUCAAGCAACAACAUUUUAUUGAACUCGAAACAGGAGGCUUUUGUUGCUGAUUUUGGAAAUUCUAGAUUUUUGGAUCUUGAUUCAUCCAAUUAUACUGUACUUGCUGGCACCUAUGGUUAUAUUGCCCCAGGUUUUCUCCGUUUUCUCCAUCACCAUUCUUCUUAUAUUAUCUUAUUUCGUUCUUUACUGUUGAAUUGACAUGUUAAACAUUGUAUUUUUUUUUCCCUUUUCAAAGCUUGCCUAUACAAUUGCUGUGACUGAGAAGUGUGAUUGUUAUACCCUAAAUCAAGUCCCAUGAAAAUCAAGACACGUGGAGACAUUCUAGAGAUAGUCUUAUCAAAGUUGGCUAAGAUAAAUCCUACUAGAAUAAGAAUACCCCAAACACCAAUUAAAUGAAAUUGUAUUCC
Molecule: messenger RNA, 3184 nt
Organism: Rubroshorea leprosula
Lineage: Eukaryota; Viridiplantae; Streptophyta; Magnoliopsida; Malvales; Dipterocarpaceae
Source: the annotation of a GenBank genome assembly